Molecule: messenger RNA, 948 nt
Organism: Vicia villosa (hairy vetch)
Lineage: Eukaryota; Viridiplantae; Streptophyta; Magnoliopsida; Fabales; Fabaceae
Exons: 1
Coding region: 129-587 (152 amino acids)
Source: RefSeq, a predicted model, not a curated record
GUUUUGCAUCUAUCUAUCUAUCUAUUUAUCUCUUCAAUGCUUUAAAUAGCCUUUAAAUUCUCAAAUUUCAUAAAUAGUUAUAUACUCUAUAGUUCUUCAUCUUUUCAUCUUACUCUUUCUUCACAAUCAUGUUAGAUUCUAUAUUGGAGUUGAUUACUCAAGCUGCUUCUAGCUCAACAUUCAUAUUUUGCUUUUGCAAUUUGAUCAUAGUUAUUAUUUUAUUGGAUUUGAAGCCAAGUGUAAAUGUUCAUCACAAGAGUGAAAUCCAUCUUUCAAUAUGUGAAACUCUAAAGCAAGAAAUCAACUCCAAGACUAUAAAAUCAUUGACACAAGAGAAAGAAGUCUCGCGUGUCGUCAUCGACGCAGAAGCUAAAGAAGAAGAGGAAGAAGAAGACGAGAUUGUAAUUGAAAAGGAUCAUGGUGUUGAUUGCAACAAUGAUGAUGUUGAAAUUGAAGAGAAUGACGAUGAGUUGAGGAAAAGAGUGGAAGAGUUUAUUGAGAAAGUUAACAAAAAAUGGAAAGAAGAAUUGUUGAGCACAUCAAGAUUAGUAUAUGCCAAAAAUAAUAAUGAGAUUUUGGUUAUAUGAAACAUGGUUUAGAUUUUAUUGUAUUAUGAAGAUAGUUUUGUUCAUAAGUGCUACAUAAUUUCAAUGGAAUAUUGACUUGAAAUUAAUCACUCUUGCUUAUGAGUUUUUAUUUUUUAUUUUUGAGGAGAAUGUUUCUAAAAGAAAAGAAGAUAAGAAUUUUAAAUUUUUAGAAUAUUAUUCUUGCACACAUCACAUGGAUAAGAAGAAAAGUGAAAAAGCAAAAAGAGCAUCUUUGGAAUAAGAAUAUGUAGGGAUUCCUUUUAUUUAUUUCUAUUACUAUUUUUUUCUUGUAAAGAAAUUGUUAGUGGGCAUUUUUUUAUUCCAAAAACUUUAUUUUUCUUUAUCCUCAUAUUAGAUUCAA